AUGCCAUGCCAUGCCAAGGGCGGUUGUGUGCUAAUCCAGCAACCCUCAGUCGAAGACUAUGUGAUGAGCGCGACAUUUCUCAUUUAUACCAGUCUUCUUGUACUGAUCCAGGUCUCAUCCCGCUAUGCAUCAAACCUUAUGGACCCGGCAGACUACGAUCAAGUCCUGAGCGAUCCGCAAGAAGUCCGAAAUCGAAUAAUUGGUAGUAAGGUUGUGAUUGGGCUAGAGCAAUGCAUGCUAUUCUCGACAUGGGGUGUCAAAACGUGCAUGCUGACGCUGUUCUGGAGGUUGACAAAGAACCUCCCAUUACACCUAUAUGUGAAGAUUGUGGUGUGGUAUGUAGCAGUGGGGUUUGUGGUCAUCAUGGUGACCUACUAUGCAAUAUACUGCCGGCCAUUUUCCCAGUAUUGGGCGAUGCCUGUGGAGAACAUGCAAUGUGCGACGUACCAACAUUACUCGAUCACGCAGGCUGUUUUCAACAUCUCAUCAGAUGCAGCUAUGCUCGCCAUUCCGGUCCCUCUGUUGAUAAAGGCCCAGAUGAAGAAAACGAAGAAAGUUUUGCUGGUGUGCAUAAUGAGCUUGGGUGUCUUCACAAUCGUGGCAGCGAUACUAAACAAAGCGUUCAACUUUGCUUCGCCGCUGACAACCACGUACCAGAUCUGGUAUAUCCGCGAGGCGAGCACAUCGAUCUAUGUUGCCAAUCUUGUGUGCCUGUGGCCACUUCUGCGAAAGAUCUGUAGUUUUGCGGCGACGCAGCGCGGAAGCGAUCCGAAUCGUGCGCAGGCAAGUCAAUCAGACGGGAUAACUUUCGGUAGCUCGCAAUCACGACCAUCGACCUUCCGCGACCGGGCAUGGCUAAUCCGUGGGUUCGGGGAUCGGAGAGUAAUCGAGGGGCUGCGGGACUCGGGAGGGAGCGAGGAGACGAACAAUAAGACCGACUAUAGCUAUCACACUGAAGGGGCGGAUGCAGUGCAGCUUGAAUUCAACAAGGGCACUGCCCCCAACGGCGACUUAGAAGCGGGAGGGUCUCAUAACAGAUCGUAA
Molecule: messenger RNA, 1044 nt
Organism: Aspergillus puulaauensis
Lineage: Eukaryota; Fungi; Ascomycota; Eurotiomycetes; Eurotiales; Aspergillaceae
Exons: 2
Coding region: 1-1044 (347 amino acids)
Source: RefSeq, a predicted model, not a curated record